Molecule: messenger RNA, 363 nt
Organism: Closterium sp. NIES-65
Lineage: Eukaryota; Viridiplantae; Streptophyta; Zygnematophyceae; Desmidiales; Closteriaceae
Source: the annotation of a GenBank genome assembly
AUGAGAGGUCUAGCAAGUAGUCGGUCGGCGCCGCGUCUGCCCCGAGCGGGAGACGCCGCACCGGCAAGGGCAAGGGGGGCAAGGGCGCUGGAGGGGUUGGCGGGGGCGGUGGAGGUGGUGGUGGAGGCAGUGGAGGGGGUGGGGGUGGUGGUGGGAGUGGUGGCGGGGGUGGCAGCGGCGGCGGCAGCAGUGGAGGCAGAGGAGGCGGCGGUGGUGGCGGAGGGAGCGGAGGCGGCGGAGGUGGCGGAGGAGGCGGAGGUGGAGGAGGCGGCGGAGGCGGUGGUGGAGCGGGUCGCGACUCUGCGCAGAAGAGUGGGUCGGGUGGUGGUCCACGCUAGCAGCAGCGGAGUGGUGUCACCCUGA